Messenger RNA from Peronospora matthiolae, 2367 nucleotides. NCBI's taxonomy places the organism in Eukaryota, Oomycota, Peronosporomycetes, Peronosporales, Peronosporaceae. The record is from the annotation of a GenBank genome assembly.
AUGUUCCAAGAGUACACGAGUCCGGAUAAGCUACGUUUCCAGGAAAUGCCGGGGGACAUGACGACAGCAGAAUUGCGGUUUUAUGUCAAACAAAGCCGUGAACGCGCAAAAGGCUUUGGCGUACUAACGGGCGAGGGAGUGUACCAUGGAGAUUUCGUGUUCGGGCUGUCGAGCACGAUGGAAAACGUGACGACAGGCACAGGAUUGCUAGCGUACCCUAGUAAACCGGAGAAGUCUUCGGACGGUCGUGGAUCAUGGACACCGCCGAUUUCGAUGGCAGUGACCCAGUACCACGUGGUUCUGCUGUUCGCACGCCAUAUUCAAGUCGUGUCGAAGCUGAGUGGCGUGGUUGUGAUGGAAGAAUCGUUCGACGCGCGAGUAGGCAAUGUGCACGGCAUUGUUGUGGAUGACACGUUCAACACAGUGUGGAUCCACUCAAGCCGUCGUAUCUUGGAGGUAGUUAUUGCUGACGAGGACCGCGAUGUAUGGAAGCUAUUCUUGAGCAAGGCUGUGAUGGGUAACGGUGACGAUCGCGAUUUUGAGCAGGCCUUGGCUGUCUGCCGCAAUGGAUGGGAACGUCAGCGCGUGCUGACAGCACAAGCAGACAAGCUUUUCGAUAAGGGGAAGUUUGAUCGUGCUGCUGUUAUGUACGCGAAGACAACGCGUUCGUUUGAAGAGGUGGCGCUGAAGUUUCUCGAAAUCGAGAGUCGUGACUCGUUGCUGUUAUUCCUGCUGCAGAAGCUGAAAAGCUUGGGAAGUGACGAGAAGACACAGCAGACUGUCUUAUGCUCAUGGAUCGUUGAACUGUUUCUAGAUAAGUUCAAUGUGCUGAAGGGGAGUGUGCAAGAUGUUGAUGCGCAUGCAAACUUGCUGUUCGAGUUCAAGCAAUUCCUGCAAGAUCAGAAGAGUCAUCUCGAUCCGGCCACGACUUUCAAUUUAAUCCUUAGCCACGGCCGACCGGAUGAGCUUGUGUUCUACGCAACUCUUAUCGAAGAUUACGGAAAAGUGAUUACGUAUCAUGUGGACCGCGGCGAGUACGGAGCUGCAAUCGAGUUGCUUCGUAGCGUAGAAACGUCGAACGUGGAAGAGCUGUGGUACAAGUAUUCACCCGAGCUUAUCAUUCAUAAGCCGAAGGAGGUAUACGAGGCAUGGCUGGAGGCCGCUACACUGAACCCGACGCGUCUCAUUCCGUCAAUUGUGCGUCAUGUGCACCAGAAGAGCGAUGCGGGCGCGGAAUCGGCCAGCACUACAACAAAAAGUCGCUCCGUUUUGGAUAUGGCCAUUCGGUUUCUGAAGUUUGCCAUCAAGCAGGGCAACCGCGAUCCGACGAUCCACAACUACCUGUUAUUUCUGCUGGCCAAGCACCCUGACGAGCGCUUGCUCAUUAGCUUCUUGCGCAAAAGGCACAAUGGCAAGCAUCUGUUUGACAUUACCUUUGCUCUGCGCCUUUGCACACAGAACGAGAAGAACCGUGCUUGCAUUUACAUCUACUCUGCGAUGGGGCUAUACCAGGACGCCGUGGAAAAGGCACUGCAAGUCGAUGUGAAAAUUGCCAAGGAAAUGGCUGGCAUGCACGAGGAUGAUGAGACUCGCAAGAAACUGUGGACGCUGAUUGCCAAACAUACGAUCGACGCUGGAGGUGAGAUCAAGGACGCCAUGAACAUUUUGAAGGAGAGUGAUUUGUUGAAGAUUGAGGACAUCCUGCCUUUCUUCCCUGACUUCGUCCUGAUCAACGAUUUCAAGAAGGAGAUUUGCGAGUCGCUCGAAGUGUACAAUGACCGCAUUGAACAGCUGAAGGAAGAGAUGCAAGACUACACCCAGUCGGCCGAAUUGAUUCGUGCUGACAUGCAGCAACUGCGCAAACGUUGUGCUGUCGUGUCCGGCAACCAACGCUGUGAGCUCACCGGUCAGAACAUCCUAGGCAAGGAAUUCUACCUUUUCCCGUGCUCCCACGCUUUUCACGCUGGCGCACUCCGUCAAGAGAUGCAAAAGCAUCUGAAUAGUUUUCAGCGACAAACGGUAAAGCAGCUUGUUCAGAAACUCAAUGAGCUUUCCACUGAAAUGCCGGCGAGCACGAACUUUUUCCAGCGACCGCUGUCAGCCUUCCCUUUUCUCAACUUGUCGUCGACCGAGAAGGAAGCGAUGACGCCCGGUUCCGAGGGAAGCAGCGCCGCGACAACCGCAAAGGCAAAAAGUGGUGCGAAAGAGCAGUCCAUUGCGCAGGAGCGUGAGAUGGUGCAGCAAAAGCUGGACGAGACCAUCGCGUCCGAGUGCAUGUUCUGCGGUGAGGUAAUGAUCAAGUCGAUUCACACGCCUUUCAUCACACCGGAAGACGAGGCGAACGAAGGCAGCGAGUGGGCCAUUUGA